This is a messenger RNA of Prionailurus viverrinus (fishing cat), 2956 nucleotides long. RefSeq names its product protein phosphatase 4 regulatory subunit 2 (gene PPP4R2). The record is from RefSeq and is a predicted model, not a curated record. Gene Ontology annotation, cellular component: nucleus; protein phosphatase 4 complex; cytoplasm. Gene Ontology annotation, molecular function: protein phosphatase regulator activity. The transcript is spliced from 9 exons. Gene Ontology annotation, biological process: protein dephosphorylation. NCBI's taxonomy places the organism in Eukaryota, Metazoa, Chordata, Mammalia, Carnivora, Felidae. Bases 238 to 1485 code for a protein of 415 amino acids.
GGUGACGUGCCGGGCGCCAUGUUGGAGGGCUGGUGGUAGCGGCUCGGGGAGGUGUUCGCUCUCUCGGUCUCGCUCUCUCGCUCGCUUCCCCCGGCUCCCUUCGGUGCCCCCCCCGGUCGCCUGCGUGCCGGAGUGUGUGCGAGGGAGGGGGAGGGCGUCGGGGGGGUGGGGGGAGGCGUUCCGGUCCCCGGGAGACCCGCGGAGGGAGGCGGAGGCUGCGAGGGACUCCGGGAAGCCAUGGACGUCGAGAGGCUGCAGGAGGCGCUGAAAGAUUUUGAGAAGAGGGGAAAAAAGGAAGUUUGUCCUGUCCUGGAUCAGUUUCUUUGUCAUGUAGCCAAAACUGGAGAAACAAUGAUUCAGUGGUCCCAAUUUAAAGGCUAUUUUAUUUUCAAACUGGAGAAAGUGAUGGAUGAUUUUCGAACUUCAGCUCCUGAACCAAGAGGUCCUCCCAACCCUAAUGUCGAAUAUAUUCCCUUUGAUGAAAUGAAGGAAAGAAUACUGAAAAUUGUCACUGGAUUUAAUGGUAUCCCUUUUACUAUUCAGCGACUAUGUGAGUUGCUAACAGAUCCAAGGAGAAACUAUACAGGAACAGACAAAUUUCUCAGAGGAGUAGAAAAGAAUGUGAUGGUUGUUAGCUGUGUAUACCCUUCUUCAGAGAAAAACAAUUCCAAUAGUUUAAAUCGAAUGAAUGGUGUUAUGUUUCCUGGAAAUUCACCAAGUUACACUGAACGGUCUAAUAUAAAUGGGCCUGGAACACCCAGGCCGCUUAAUCGACCAAAGGUUUCUUUGUCAGUCCCCAUGACAACAAAUGGCUUGCCUGAGAGCGCAGACAGCAAAGAGUCAAACUUACAGCAAAAUGAGGACAAAAAUCACAGUGACUCUGUGACCGCUGAAUCCGAAGGUUCCUCAGUGAGCCCUAUAAAAAAUAAACACCCAGAUGAAGAUUCUGUGGAGGCUGAGGGGCAUGAGGUAAAAAGACUCAGGUUUGACAAAGAAAGUGAAGUCAGAGAGACAGCCAGCCAAACAUCUUCCAGUGAAAUUUCUUCGGUCAUGGUAGAAGAAACAGAAACAUCGUCGUCAUCUCAGGAUAAAGACAAGGAAAGUAGUUGUACCAGACAGCACUGUACAGAAGAGGAUGAAGAAGAGGAUGAAGAGGAAGAAGAAGAGUCUUUUAUGACAUCAAGAGAAAUGAUUCCAGAAAGAAAAAAUCAAGAAAAAGAAUCUGAUGAUGCCUUAACUGUGAAUGAAGAGACUUCUGAGGAAAAUAAUCAAAUGGAGGAAUCUGAUCUGACUCAAGCUGAGAAAGAUUUACAUUCUGAAGGUAGUGAAAAUACAGGCCCUGUAAGUAGUGGUUCUGAUUGCCAUGAGACAGAAGAAUUAGUAGGAUCCAAUUCCAGUAAAACUGGAGAGAUUCUCUCAGAAUCAUCUAUGGAAAACGACGAAGAAGCCACAGAAGUCACAGAUGAACCAAUGGAACAAGACUAACUAUCUAGAAACAUGUAGAUGCAGUAUUUUACAUACAGUUCUGGUUUUACACUGUAUAAAACUUUUAUGUAAUAAAAUGGACCUCUAGUUUUUACAAGAGAAGCAGGUUGUAAAAUAAAGUACUUUAUGGGAUAAAUCCUGAAAGAGUUGUACAUGUAAGAACUGUGAAUAUCAGCUCCUCUGGGUCCUGCUUACCGCUGACUUUUUCUUUCAGUCUGGUCAAAUCAGUGGUUUGUGUAUAGAUUUUUUUUUUUUUUUUGAAUUAAAGUUUUUAAACUGGAAGGUAAUAAUUAUAAUUUUGAAAACCUUUUGGAGAUGAUCACAUUUAGUUUAUACAUAUGCAAGAAGUCUUUUUGUCUUGUCUCUUUCUGACAGCUCUAGCAGUUUUCAUAUUUUGGUCAUAGUUUCAACAUUUUAACAUGUGAAUUAUAGGGUUUCAUGCUGGUUUCCAGAUUUUAUUGUUUGACUAUGUACAAUGGAACUUUAAGUCAUAUAUACAUAUAUAUAUAUAUAUAUAUACAUAUAUAUAUAUACACAUAUAUAUAUAUUAUUCUAAGGGGGGAAAUGUUAUAUUUUUCUGUUUCUAUAAGAGAUGAAUACAGUGGAUACUUUUUCUAUUGGUAAUGAUUGAGUUCACCUCUUUCAGAAGACAGUUUCAGUUUCUCUUCUGAGUAAUUCAAAUAAAAUCUGGCCCUUGUGAAACCCUGGAAAUAAGUCUGUUGAAAUACCAGGUUAAACACAUUCCAAGAGAUCUGUUCAAACUAAAAUUCUUUUGUAUACUUCUGAGGUGCCUGAGAAAAAGACUUCACUAUUUAUGAGAAAAUAUGCUUUAUCUUGGAAACUGUGUUCAAACAUUAGCUUACUAUUUUGUAGAAUGAAUGCUGACAUGAGACCAUCUCAGAAGAACCCGGCAGGUUCCUUGACCUUUUGCUUGCUUUUCUGAACAUUGUGAAUAUUACACAUUUCUUUCUAAAUUAUUCUAGAGUAUGCAAAUGUCAUUGGUGUGAAACCCCACUGUACUGGAAGAAUUAAUAUAUUACUAUAGUAAUGUACUGGAGCUAAAUGGCUGAAGCUUUAGGGGUGCAUAGAAACCACCAUAAUUUGUAUGACAUUUUGAAGUGAAUUAAAUAUUUUUGAACAUGCUUCUUCGACAGCCAGUGUUAUAUUUUUCAGAUUAACACAAAGCACAAUGAUUACUCUAAACUCAAUAUUUUCAAAUUCACAUAUUUAAAGUCAUGCAAGCUGCAACUUCCCUGUCAAAAUUACUGGCUGCCAAAUUUAUACCUGUUUCUUCAGCUGUACCUUUUGAUAUUUAGAAUUUUUAAAUUUCUGUAAAGUAGAUUUUGUAGAAUGUAAUGUGUUCACUGCCUUUGUGAAGCGGUAUAUAAUUGUAUAAUUUCUGUGUGUAAACUGAAUGCUUGGGCUUUCAAUACAGUAUUCAUAUAAAGCAAUAAAUAUUAAUGUUAUGAAA